This is a messenger RNA of Medioppia subpectinata, 336 nucleotides long. NCBI's taxonomy places the organism in Eukaryota, Metazoa, Arthropoda, Arachnida, Sarcoptiformes, Oppiidae. The record is from the annotation of a GenBank genome assembly.
AUGAUAUUCAUUGAGAAAGAUACCCUGGGCGCAGGCUGUUUUGACGAUUUCAGUGAUGAGAAGAAACAGCGAGUUCUCAAUGAAGUGAAAAGUCUUGAAAAAUUGGACUCAAUUUUUGUGGUUAAAUAUUACAACUCGUGGACCGAAGGGACACAUCUGUACAUACAUAUGGAGUACUGCACGCAAACACUCAAACAUGUAUUGCAAGUCAAGCAACAAGGCGCCGGUAAUGGCAAGUAUAUGGCACCGGAAGUGAGUUCAUCGCGGGAUUACGACCAUAGGGCUGAUAUUUAUAGCAUUGGUCUCAUUGGGGCCGAACUGUUUGAUGUGUAUGCU